AUCGACUUGUCUAUUGUUCCUGACUCCCGAUGGGAUGAGAAGACCCACGGAACAGCUGAAAUGUUCCUCAUCAUGUUCCCACCUCCCACUCCUCUUCUCGAACUCCAGCCACUCCCGCUGUCUGCCCUACACAACAAGGAAUUCAAGAGCAUCUACUCAUCCACCAUUCAAACAUUCAACAAGAUCCAGACGCAGGUUUUCCAGGCUCUCUACACAUCUGAUGAGAAUGUCUUUAUUGGCGCGCCUACUGGAAGCGGCAAGACUAUAUGUACUGAAUUUGCUCUGCUCCACCUUUGGAGCAAACACGAGCAGCCCAGGGCAGUCUGUAUUGAGCCCUACCAGGAGAUGGUCGACCAACAUGUUGCAGAGUGUCGUCGGAAGUUCAGCGGCAAAGAGAUAUGGGAUAUCCUGUUUCGGAGAUGGCGACAGUGCAAGAAUGUGCAGAACAUUGGCCUAUUGAUUGCUGAUGAAAUCCAACUUGUAGGUGGAGAAGUCGGUCCGACGUAUGAAGUGGUGAUAUCUAGGACCCGCUACAUCGCUGCGGAGACGAAGGUUAAGACUCGCAUCGUCGCCUGUGGUGUCUCGCUCGCUUUCCUCUCCGGACUCUUCAGUACUGAUUAA
This is a messenger RNA of Suillus discolor, 621 nucleotides long. Its product is annotated as P-loop containing nucleoside triphosphate hydrolase protein. The record is from RefSeq and is a predicted model, not a curated record. The transcript has 3 exons. Gene Ontology annotation, cellular component: nucleus. Lineage: Eukaryota; Fungi; Basidiomycota; Agaricomycetes; Boletales; Suillaceae. Gene Ontology annotation, molecular function: ATP binding; nucleic acid binding. The annotation marks the transcript as partial.